ACGCCAUGUUGGGUGAAUGUAAUACACGACGCGACGGCAGAACAGCAGUGCCGCCGUGACUGUAUUGGCGUCUGGUGUGAAGAGUCAGGGUUAAUUUUUAGCCUCUUCGAAUUGGGGCAUGAAUAAAAAUGGAGUUAUUACAAUGUGCUGUAACUUCAAAUAACUUUGGAUUGCGGAAAAAAUUCCCAUGGAGUGUACGUCACGACGGAGAUGUCGACCCAAAAAUCGACGGCAGGAACAUACGGUCCAAUGAAAUAGAGUUCUUAGCUGAGCGUUUGGGCAGCCAAAUAUCCGUCACAGAAGGCACCUUCAUAGGUAGAAUUGAAAACCCUUGCUUAUGGUCUCGCUACGUACUACACUACGAGGAAAUGAAGGCAAACUUGACAGCUAGCAAAGUUACAGAGCACAUCGUUGUUCAUGCCACCUCGAUAUCGGCUGCGUACGAAAUAGCAGACAACAACUUUGACUGGAGGCUUGUAAAGCGUUAUCGCUUUGGUCAAGGUGUUAGCUUUGCCAAAGAUGUGAACUAUGCCGCUUCUCAAGCAACAAGAAAAGGUGCCUACAUUAUUGCUGGAAUUCUUGUUGCUGCAAGUAAAAUAGGGAACUUCGGAACCCAAAUACCACCUGGCACUUUCGAUACUACGACGAAUAAAGCAAAGAGUGUUUACGUUAAAUAUUACGACAAUGACUUUUAUCCCUACUACAUAGCUUACUGAGAAGAUUUUACAAAAAACUGUAUGACAUCACGAUUACUUUAUGUAAAAUUUUAAGAAAUCUAUUGUAUACACCCAAAGUCACAAUGGCUUGAGAUUUAAAAAAAAGAAUGGUCGAAUGUUAGAAGGAUCAAAAUAUAAAAUUUUCAAAGAUGAAAAAACUAAAUUGUAAUAUUAUACAAGUUUCAAGGGUCCCAGUGUAGAAAGUCGAAAUACAGAACGACAAAACAUAAAACGGCAGAAUCUAGAAUCUGUACACGGUUUUAUACAAUAGAGAUGAAUUCUGACAAUUCUAUAUUCUGGUAUUACAUACUUUGAAUUUUCUAUUUUUUUAACUCUCCAUACUUCGACUUUCUACAUUUCAUAGUUUUAUAAAUUAAAUUUUCGCUUCCGCAAAUAUUCGAUAUUGUGGCCCUUCUAUUUCUUGAUCUAUCUAUAUUUUUACCCCCACCCAGUCACAAUUCAUUAAUUAUUGUGGUGAUCAUAGUAUCUAGAUUAGACCUGUCCUUAAGAAGGGCAAAAUCGAAUUUUAAUGGUCUUACCCCCCAAAUUGGUUCGAAAUAAUUCAAAAAAAAUGUCCGAAUUUUUAAAAAUUUUUCCCUCCAUAUUUACCCACGCCUAGGAAGCCUUACUUUUUCCCAUAAGAAAAGCAUUGGUUUUUCGGGAUUUUUAAUCGUUUUUUUACCGCUGCCGUAAUUAUCAGCUAAAAAAUCGCAAAUUCUCAGAAAAUGUUGACAGUUAUAUUACCUUUUUGUCCAAUUUUUUGGAAUUCGAUACAAGCAUUUUUGGUCUAGAUCAAUCACAUCUUUAUUCUCUGUAUGUUGCGAAAAACGCGGAAAAAAGUCGAUUGAUCUAGCCCAAAAAUGCUUGUAUCGAAUUCCAAAAAAUUGGACGAAAAGGUAACAACUGUCAACAUUUUCUGAGAAUUUGCGAUUUUUUAGCUGAUAAUUACAGCAGCGGUAAAAAAACGAUUAAAAAUCCCGAAAAACCAAUGCUUCUCUUAUGGGAAAAAGUAAGGCUUCCUAGGUGUGGGUAAAUAUGGGUGGAAAAUUUUUUAAGAAUUCGGACAUUUUUUUUGAAUUAUUUCGAACCAAUUUGGGGGGUAAGACCAUUAAAAUUCGAUUUCGCCUUCUUAAGGACAGGUCUAAUCUACAUAUACUAUUUAGAUAUUUUUUUAAUUAUGCAAUUAUACUUAAACUCUGUGAUAGUCCGCAUUGUGAUCGAAGUUUCUCUAUAGAAAUAACAUUGUCAAAACUUUUUUUCAUAGUAUAUAUUCUAUUGUAAAAGUGAUAAUGUUCCAAAAAAAAAUAUUGCCUUCGAAACACGAGUCGGUUGACUUAAGCUACCCGACAAAAUUUAACUUGACAAAAAUUAUUCAAAAUAGUAAGAAAUACCGAUAGUCAGAAGUCACAGAUAGAAAAGUUAGUUGGAUAUUUUGAUUAAUCUAUUUAUUAUACAAUCUAUUUAUGUAUAUAUAAAUAUUUCGUAUGUUUAUCAAUUGCAUAGAUUAUGCAUAUUUUAAUGAGAUAAA
Neodiprion virginianus is the source of this 2244-nucleotide messenger RNA. Its product is annotated as protein mono-ADP-ribosyltransferase PARP14-like. NCBI's taxonomy places the organism in Eukaryota, Metazoa, Arthropoda, Insecta, Hymenoptera, Diprionidae. The record is from RefSeq and is a predicted model, not a curated record. The transcript has 2 exons. The coding region runs from base 129 to 716 and encodes 195 amino acids.